Messenger RNA from Stomoxys calcitrans (stable fly), 1542 nucleotides. Its product is annotated as cytochrome c oxidase subunit 2-like. NCBI's taxonomy places the organism in Eukaryota, Metazoa, Arthropoda, Insecta, Diptera, Muscidae. The transcript is spliced from 3 exons. Gene Ontology annotation, biological process: ATP synthesis coupled electron transport. The record is from RefSeq and is a predicted model, not a curated record. Gene Ontology annotation, molecular function: copper ion binding; cytochrome-c oxidase activity. Gene Ontology annotation, cellular component: membrane.
AUGAAUGAAAUCAAGGUUUUUAGAUUUUUAGGGUUUAGAUUUUUACUUCAUGGUCAAACAAUUGAAAUUAUUUGAACAAUUCUUCCUGCAAUUAUUUUAUUAUUUAUUGCUUUUCCUUCUCUUCGACUUUUAUAUUUGUUAGAUGAAAUUAAUGAACCUUCAAUUACAUUAAAGGCAAUUGGUCAUCAAUGAUAUUGAAGCUAUGAAUAUUCAGAUUUUAAUAAUAUUGAAUUUGAUUCUUAUAUAAUUCCAACAAAUGAAUUAAAUUUAGAAAAUUUUCGAUUAUUAGAUGUAGAUAAUCGAGUAAUUUUACCUAUAAAUUCACAAAUUCGAAUUUUAGUAACUGCUGCAGAUGUAAUUCAUUCAUGAACAGUUCCCGCUCUUGGGGUAAAAGUUGAUGGAACUCCAGGUCGAUUAAAUCAAACUAAUUUUUUAAUUAAUCGCCCUGGAUUAUUUUAUGGUCAAUGUUCAGAAAUUUGUGGAGCAAAUCAUAGUUUUAUACCAAUUGUAAUUGAAAGAAUUCCAGUAAAUUAUUUUAUUAAAUGAAUUUCAAAUAAUAAUUCUUCAUUAGAUGACUGAAAGCAAGUACUGGUCUCUUAAACCAUUUUAUAGUAAAUUAGCACUUACUUCUAAUGAAUUUAAAAAAUUAGUUAAAAUAUAACAUUAGUUUGUCAAACUAAAAUUAUUAAUUUAUUAAUAUUUUUUAAUUCCUCAAAUAGCCCCUAUUGGUUGAUUAAGCCUAUUUAUUAUUUUCUCAAUCACUUUCAUGAUUUUUAAUAUAAUAAACUAUUAUUCAUAUAUUCCUUCUAUACCUAAAUCUAAUUUAAUUAACAAAACAUACUCUACAAAUUCAUUAAAUUGAAAAUGAUAACAAAUUUAUUUUCUGUAUUUGACCCUUCAUCUAGUAUUUUUAAUCUUUCAUUAAAUUGAUUAAGAACAUUUUUAGGAAUUUUAAUAAUUCCUUCUAUAUAUUGAUUAAUGCCUUCUCGAUAUCAUAUUUUCUGAAAUAAUAUUCUUUUAACUCUUCACAAAGAAUUUAAAAAUUUAUUAGGACCUUUAGGAGCUAAUGGUUCUACUUUUAUUUUUGUUUCUUUAUUUUCAAUAAUUCUUUUUAAUAAUUUUAUAGGUUUAUUUCCUUACAUUUUCACUAGUACUAGUCAUUUAACUUUAACUUUAACAUUAGCUUUACCUUUAUGAUUAUGUUUUAUAUUAUUUGGAUGAAUUAAUAAUACUCAACAUAUAUUUGCUCAUUUAGUUCCUCAAGGAACUCCUGCAAUUCUUAUACCAUUUAUAGUAUGUAUUGAAACUAUUAGAAAUAUUAUUCGACCAGGAACUUUAGCAGUUCGAUUAACUGCUAAUAUAAUUGCUGGACAUUUAUUACUUACAUUACUAGGAAAUACUGGUCCUUCAUUGUCAUCUAUUUUACUAGGAUUCUUAUUAAUUACCCAAAUUGCAUUAUUAGUUCUAGAAUCAGCUGUAGCUAUAAUUCAAUCUUAUGUAUUUGCUGUUUUAAGAACAUUAUAUUCUAGUGAAGUAAACUAA